AUGGAUGAUGCUACAGUUCUAAAAAAAUGUGGUUAUAUUAUGGGUGUUAGUGUAGGAGAAGGAACUUUUGGGAAAGUGAAGUCAGCAUACUCUAAGAAACACAAAGCAAAUGUAGCAGUGAAGAUAAUAGACAUUAAAAAAGCAAAUGAUGAUGUUACAGAGAAGUUCCUACAAAGAGAAAUGGAGAUUUUAACACUAGUGAAACACAAAAAUAUUGUGAGGAUUCAAGAGAUAUUCAAGCUUUCAAAUGAAAAGAUUUACAUUAUCAUGGAGCUUGCAGUUCAUGGGGAUUUACUGGCAUAUAUUCAAUCCCGAGGGUCAUUACCAGAAGAUAUGGCCCAAAAGAUGUUCCAUCAGUUAACAAUGGCCAUACAGUACUGUCAUGGUAUUAAUAUUGUACACAGAGACCUGAAGUGUGAAAAUCUUCUUUUAGAUGUUAAUUAUGAUAUCAAGCUCACAGACUUUGGGUUUUCAAGACACUGUGUUUGUAAUAAAGAAGGACACUCCUUACUAUCUAAAACAUUCUGUGGUUCUGCUGCAUACACAGCACCAGAAGUGCUGCUGCAUAUACCUUAUGAACCAAAGGUCUCGGACAUCUGGAGCAUGGGUGUUAUUCUGUUUGUUAUGGUCUUUAACUCUAUGCCAUAUGAUGACUCGAAUGUCAAAAAGAUGGUACGUAUUCAGAAGGCACACAAAGUGGUCUUUCCAAGGUAUGAACGUGUCACCUCAGAGUGUAAAGCCUUAAUUACCAGCAUACUUCAUCCAGAUGUGAUGAAACGGCUGACUAUUGAGGAGAUUCUGGUUCACCCCUGGAUGCAGUGUACAAAACAUGAAAGAGUAGAUAAUGGACAGAAAGAUGGCGAAUGUUCUCAAACAGUUCACCAUCAAAAGGAACAACCAAGAACCAAUUUAAAAUCAGACAUUAGCAAUGGAUCUAAAUCACAAGCCAAAGCUGAAAAUGAUAACACUGAAGCAAAAGCAGAAAAUAAUCACCCUUUACCUGAUACAAAAGAAAGCAAAGGAGGUACAUAA
Molecule: messenger RNA, 1032 nt
Organism: Protopterus annectens (West African lungfish)
Lineage: Eukaryota; Metazoa; Chordata; Ceratodontiformes; Protopteridae
Product: testis-specific serine/threonine-protein kinase 1-like
Exons: 1
Coding region: 1-1032 (343 amino acids)
Biological process (GO): protein phosphorylation; microtubule cytoskeleton organization; intracellular signal transduction
Cellular component (GO): cytoplasm
Molecular function (GO): tau-protein kinase activity; ATP binding; protein serine/threonine kinase activity
Source: RefSeq, a predicted model, not a curated record